Ectocarpus sp. CCAP 1310/34 is the source of this 1502-nucleotide messenger RNA. Lineage: Eukaryota; Phaeophyceae; Ectocarpales; Ectocarpaceae. The record is from the annotation of a GenBank genome assembly.
GACCCUCUUCCUCGUACAUACCUGUCUAUUAUUAAUGGUCCAGGACAAGGACACUACCGAAGCACCAUGGAGCUACCGGGGGUCCCAGUGAGGGGGAUGACGGCAGGACAAGGGCCGUCAUUUGUGGUGCGAUUCACAGGCGAUGGGAAGUACUGCCUCGUGGCAGGCCAAGAUCGCACCGUCCGGCUCUAUAACCCGCACCGUGCUGACCCAGACAAGGAAGGGACAACCAAAGCGGGAGAGCUCGAGCAAGCCCUCCUUGUCAAGAGCUAUGCAGGGCCCCAUGGGUACGAGGUGUUGGACGUUGCAGUAUUGGCGGACAACUCCCGCUUCGUGUCGUGCGGCGAGGACAAGGCGGCCUUCUUGUGGGAUGUCAGCACGGGUGCCGUUGUUCGGAGGAUACAGGGCCACGAGCAGCGCAUAAAUUCUUGCUGCUUCGGUGCCGAGGGCAGCGUGCUCUUCACCGCAUCGUACGACAAGACGGUCCGAGCGUGGGACAUGCGCUCCAGAAACCGCUCUCCGAUACAGACCCUCGAGGGCUGCAAAGACAGUGCCACCUCCGUGUGCACAACUCCCUCGGGGGACGAGGUGGUGGUGGGCUGCGUGGACGGGAAGGUCCGCACGUACGACUUGCGCGGCGCGCGGGUCCACGAGGACGAUGUCCACGCCCCGGUGACGCACGCCAGCGUGUCUCACGAUGGGAACUGCCUGCUGGUCACGUGCCUGGGUGGCGUCGUGCGGCUGCUCGAGAAGUCUUCGGGGUCUCAGCUCAACACGUACACCGGGCAUCUACACAAGAGCUACCGGAUGGAGAGCUGGCUUGCCAACACCGACGCGCAUGUGAUCAGCGGUUCCGAGGAGGGGCACGUGUACAUUUGGGAUAUCGUGGAGGGCAAGGUGACGAGGAGACUCGAACAACACCGCCGUCCCGUGUGCAGCAUGUCCUACCACCCCAGCGAAUCUAUGCUCCUCACGGCGUCCUACGAUGGUUCGGCGGUGCUUUGGGCUCCAUAGGCAAAAGACGUUGUCAAUAGAUCGAGUGUGGUGUGAUGGUGGCCACGUGUCCAUCGUGUCAAAGUCCGUCGUGCUGGGGCCUAGUGUGUGCAUUGUCGACGGAGAGAGCCAGACUGAUGUUCGUGGUUCCUGUGAAGUGCGAGUAAAGCUCUCUUCUCCGUCUCUGCUGCGCUUCGCUCCCUUCUAGCGGUAUGCAUAGUACUGUGUGUGCUGCCCGCAAACAGACACGGGUUUGGUUUGGCGUGUUCGUUGAGAGAACCGUACCCUCAACACUUGGUGGCAAGACCGCCUUGGAUUUCUCGUCAUUUUGCGGCGGGAUUGCGUCAUCGAAGACUGGUUGGGUUUUUGGUGGGGGCUACACUGCAGACUCUCCACUAACCAUCAACCGCAACUCCCUCACACUUACCCUUACGGCUUCCCUUGGCCUUGGGGUUCUCUUCUCCUGUCUGACUGCGGCGCUCUUUCGCUUUGGUACGAACGACAGGUCC